This is a messenger RNA of Melanotaenia boesemani (Boeseman's rainbowfish), 4749 nucleotides long. RefSeq names its product adducin 3 (gamma) b (gene add3b). The record is from RefSeq and is a predicted model, not a curated record. Gene Ontology annotation, biological process: barbed-end actin filament capping. Gene Ontology annotation, cellular component: postsynaptic density; plasma membrane; cytoskeleton. The coding region runs from base 1016 to 3151 and encodes 711 amino acids. Gene Ontology annotation, molecular function: actin filament binding. NCBI's taxonomy places the organism in Eukaryota, Metazoa, Chordata, Actinopteri, Atheriniformes, Melanotaeniidae. The transcript has 14 exons.
CCAUGCAGCUUCUCUUCACUCUUCUACUCACUACUUACCCGCAGUCUGCUCCGUCUGGAUACUGUAGCUACACAACUUGCGUUUUGGGAGCUUCUUUUGCUUUAGUUUUUUUCUUUGUUGUUGUUUUUUCUUUCUUCUUUUCCCCCCCUCAUCACUAUGUAUUGGAACCGUGAAUAACAUCCGUGUGCUUUCCCAUUUAUCCACCUUUCAGUCGGAGGAAUUCGACAUCAAGCCGUCGGAGGCAGUUUGGACUACUUUGUUUCAGGCAAUUUUUAAUUUUCAUCAACAGUUUUAUACGAAGGUUCAGGUGUUCGCUUUGUUUUUCGUUCAGCGCUUUAACUUAGUUUUGUACAUGAAUGCAUUCCUUUUAGUUGCAAAUAGUUUGAAGUUUUCGUUUGACGCGUUGCAGUUUAUUAAAAUGGAUUUAUAACAAGUCGUUGCUAUUUUACUUCGGUUUACUGGAGUGAAAUAAUUUGAUAUGCAGGCCUAAUGUCCCCAGUGUCUCCCUCCACCCCCACAUCCAGAGCAACACUGCACUAAAUACAAAGGUGCAAACUACUUCAGCUCAUUUACAUGAGGCCUACUUUGUUUAUUGUUGACCAUGCUUUACACCGUUUCCCUGAGUAGUACAAGGAAGCUGCUUUAAUCUCACACUCUGAGUUCCCCUCCAUUUGUCCAAGAAAAGAGUUUGUUAACUUUGUUCCUGAAACCCACUGGGUUCAAGAAAAUCAUACUUGUAAGAAAGAGAUUCGUUGAGAUUCAGCCUGUUCACAUAGAUGUUGUGUUAUUACAUUGCACUUAUUUUAAGAAUAAAUCACCAUACAUCAUAUUCAAAGCAGCUGUGACUAAGUCAUCGUUUUAGCACAUAAAAAGCAUCAUCUAUCAUACAACAAUGCUAGUCUCUCAUUUGUCUUCAUCUCUGUAAUUACAUGACUCACCAUUGCACCCAUACAGUAUCUUUUCAGCUAAAACAAUAUCCGUUGCCUUGACAGCCUGAAUUGUGAAGUGAGCUGUGAUGCCUUCUCCUCUCUUCCAGAGGCAGAGUAGGGGGCCUUGCAGUGAGGACAUGAGUUUGGUGGACGUGAGACAGACAGCAGGGUCUCUGACCCUAUCCCUGUCCAGCAACGACUCCAAGGAGCGUUAUGUUGACCGGAUGGAUGAGAGCGACCCGGAGUACCAUCGUAGCAGAAACCUGUCUCCAGACCUGAGGCAGGACUUCAACAUGAUGGAGCAGAAGAAGAGGGUCACCCACAUCCUGCAGAGUCCAGUGUUUAAAGAUGAGUUGGAAGGCCUGAUACAAGACCAGCUGACAAAGGGCAACAACCCCUCAGGUCUCCUGGCACUGAGACAGAUCGCUGACCUGGUCAUGGCCAGCACAGUGGGAGGGGCUGGCCCCUUGACUUCUCCCAUCAGCUUUGGGGUGGUAACUCCAGUCAAUGACUUGUAUGGCAUCGAGUCUCCCUCCUUUUCCAAAGGGGAGAAACACAGUCGCUGCAGGCUAGCUAGCCUCUACAGGCUUGUUGACCUCUUCAGCUGGGCUCGUUUUACAAGCUCCUACAUUACUGUGCGUGUCAGUAAAGAGCAAGACCAUUUUCUUAUCAGUCCACGAGGUCUGUCCUUCGCUGAAGUGACGGCAGCAAAUUUGGUGAAAGUAAAUAUAAUUGGUGACAUUGUGGACCAGGGUUCCACUGAACUGGGCAUUGACCAUUUUGGAUUUGCUCCUCAUUCUGCCAUCUACUCAAUGCGUCCUGAUGUGAGAUGCAUCAUCCAUAUACACACCCCAGCUACAGCUGCUGUGUCCUCGAUGAAAUGUGGAAUCCUGCCCAUUUCCCAGGAGGCUUUGCUACUAGGAGACGUGAGCUGCUUUAGUUACCAUGGCAGCCUGGAUAAUAAAGAGGAGAAGGUGGAGUUUCAGAAAGCUCUGGGUCCAAUUGCCAAGGUGAUGAUCCUGAGAAACCAUGGCCUGCUUGCUUUAGGAGAAACAGUAGAAGAAGCUUUUCACUAUGUGUACCACUCACAGCAAGCCUGUGAAAUCCAGGCAAAUGCUUUGAGGUGUUCAGGCGGCCCAGACAACCUUGUCCUCCUGGACAGGGAGAAGUUUAAACCCCUGACACAGGGAGUAGCUGCUGCCGGGGUGGUGAUGGACAAUGAGGUCAAGUGGAAAGUGGGCGAGGCUGAGUUUGAGUCCUUCAUGAGGAUGCUGGACAACCUGGGUUACAGAACAGGCUACUCCUACCGGCACCCGAUUGUCCGUGAGAAACCCCGCUCUAAAAAUGAUGUGGAAAUUCCUGCCACAGUGUCAGCUGUGCCACCAGAGGACAGUGAGCUGGGUCUGCGCAGUCCCUUCAAAUUCAUGGUGCAGAAACAGCAAAGAGAAAGAACCCGCUGGCUGAACUCGCCUAAUAGCUACUUGAAGGUCAAUGUCCCUGAGCAGUCACCUAGUGGAGAUGUCAGCCCCAGGACUAAAACAAUGUGGAUGAAGUCCUCACAACCAGGCAACAGUGUUGGUACCCCAAUAAAGAUUGAGGACCCAAACCAGUUUGUCCCACUCAACACCAAUCCACAUGAAGUUUUGAAUAAGAGGAACCGGAUCAAGGAACAGCACAGAGGUGACCAGAUGACUCCAGGACCAAAAUCUCAGUUACUAGCAGGCAUUGUUGUGGAUACAAUCCCAGGACCGGCUUUCAUCAUUGAAGAUGAGGAGCAGACUCGCUCACUUCCCCCCAAUCCCUUCAAUGAACUCACAGAGAAGGAGCUGGAAGAAUACAAGAUCAUGGUAGAAAGAAAGCAGCAAGGCCAAGAAGAGGAUGAUGAUGCCACUGAUGCUGAUGAGAUGACCACAUUUGAUGGCUCUACUAUCUCUCUUUCUCUUUCUCCUCUAAUGACGCCAGCUAAACAAGGCACCAUACCCAAUGGGAAAGAUCACUUGACAGAGAUAGAGGAGGAUCUGAGCAUCGAGGUAUCCAAGUUAAGUGUGAGCACUUCGGAAACGGUGGAAAUCUCCAUAACAACGAAGGAGAAGACGGGGGAGGCUCAGACCCCGGAGAGCCAAACCAAGUCCCCAAAGAAAAAGAAAAACAAGUUCCGCACACCUUCAUUCUUGAAGAAAAGCAAGAAAAAGAAGGAGGAGAAAGAAAAAACAGAAGCUUGAGUGCAUUACUUUUUAAAGAAAUGUGUUUUGUGUGAGGAAAAACAUCUAAAUGUCCUUCCUUGUUUUGGCUGGGAUUGAGGAAGUGAAAUAAAAGAAAUGGUAAAAUGUCUGCAAGGACUGGUUUUAUUCAGAGCUGUUAUUCCAAGUUCUUUGAAGAUCUGCCAGUAGGUUGUAAUAAGACUUUUUUUCCUUGAGAAUUUGUGAUGGAUCAGUGAAAGUGUAGUAGACUGAAAACACAUCUAAAGUAAAUGCAACACUGUAUUGCUUUGGUUAUUACCCAUAUUUUAAUGGGAUUUAAAUGUGGGUAUUACAAGAGACAAUGAUUAGUAGUUUAUAUGAAAAUACAUACGAUUGGACCUGUUACAUAUUUGGUUUUUUUGUUUGUUUUGUUUUUUUCUUUUUGCACAAGUCAUUGAAUGUAAACUGACAUCUAGGACAGUUGUUUAACAAUUUUCAUACCAGUAGUGUACUAGUGGCUGAGGAUAUUCAAAUUUUAUGAUGUUUAUUCUUAGAAUAAGUACGCCCUUGUAACCCUGUAAGAAGUAAUCUUAGUUAUACUUUUUUUGUAAUAAUAUAUGUUGGUUUAUAUUACAAAUAUAACAAUAGAGUGCUUGAUAGUUAUGUAAAUGAUUUGCAAGUGUUGACAUAUUUACAUACUUUGUCUUAAACAUACUGUGAUUAAUAAUUGACUAAUAAUUCAUGUUGCUACAUGUAUGUGAUGUUCCCAUGGUUGCUGCUUUAUUGUAAUUGUGACAAGGAAUUGACUGGCUAACAGAAAGAGCUCAGCAAAGUGACAGCUGUUGCAUAUUGUCUAUGAGUGACUAAGUUUCACUUUUUAAUCACCACUUCUUUGGCUGACAAUAAAAGUGCCGUAGCUGAAUCACAGUAAAGCGAACAUGAUGGAUGUUUUGACCAGUUUUGUCCAAAUUUUUAGUGAAGGCAACAUGUUUUGGAAAGUUUUUCUUUAUAGCCAAUUUGACAUGAAGUGUACUAGAGGAUCAUAUACUUACAUCCCGGUAAAUAAUGUGAAUGAUUUGUUUGAACCCAAAGGGAGUGAACUUUUUGUAAAUAGUUUUGUUUUUGUGAAAUUCUUUUAUGCUAAACCAAAUGUUAAUGAAACAUAGAAAUGUGACAGUACAAUCUAUUUACGAGAUUUUAACACUCUUUGCAUAAUAGUUUUUUUUUUUUGUUGUUGUUUUUUUUGUUUUUUACCCACACAAAUUAAGCUCCAUAUUUACUGAACUGAAUAUGUGUUUACAAAUUGUCUUUCUUGUGUCAUUUCUGUCCCUAAUGCUUGCAUUCCUCUGGUUGUUUACAUUGCUAUUUGCAUCGUCUGAGUUUUUUUCCAUGGUGCUUCACAUUAUAGCCACCUUCCUUCAAUGUCAGUUCUUUCUAUUUGCCUUCCACCUCAUGUAAUAAUUGCUGAGGUAGCAUCUUGCAUAUUACACAAUUAAUUUAAUUGCUUUAUUCAUAAACAUGUUUGAAAGUUCAUGGAAUUUUUACUUUUAUUUUAAAGGUGAUCCUUCCCCCACAUUUGUGAAGAAACUUAUCCCAGCAAUUUUACUAGACAAAAUAAAACAUUUAUGAAAUGAAAUUAA